AUGGAGCAUGUCUCUGCCCAGCUCAAGAAGAAGAAUGCUUCCACUAUGUACUACGUGAUCAGUGUGAUGUUGGGGACUGUCGCUCUCUCGUACGGCUCCGUGCCUCUGUACAAGAUGAUCUGCCAAACGACCGGGUGGGGAGGACAGCCAAUUCGGGCGCCUAACCACGGUGGAGGGGACGGAGGGGAUCUUGCGAGUCGCUUGCAGCCCGUGACCGACGCCAAACGGAUCCGCGUAACAUUCAAUGCCUCGGUUUCGGACCUGCUGCCGUGGAAAUUCGUUCCCCAGCAACGAGAGGUGCGAGUGCUCCCGGGCGAAACGGCUCUGGCGUUCUACACGGCCACAAACAAGAGCGACAAGGACAUCAUCGGCGUGGCGACCUACAGUGUGACUCCGGGACAGGUCGCCCCAUACUUUAGCAAGAUUCAAUGCUUCUGCUUUGAGGAGCAGAGGUUGAAUGCCGGCGAGACGGUGGACAUGCCCGUCUUUUUCUACCUCGAUCCCGACAUGUUGAAUGAUCUCAAUAUGAAGGGUGUCGAGACAGUGACACUGUCAUAUACCUUUUUCAAGGCCAAGUACGACGACAACGGCAACAUCAGAGGUUUUCCGACCACGAGCACUUGA
Molecule: messenger RNA, 624 nt
Organism: Thyridium curvatum
Lineage: Eukaryota; Fungi; Ascomycota; Sordariomycetes; Thyridiales; Thyridiaceae
Exons: 4
Coding region: 1-624 (207 amino acids)
Cellular component (GO): mitochondrial inner membrane
Molecular function (GO): copper ion binding
Source: RefSeq, a predicted model, not a curated record